UCGCGAAUGUGCGUGUGUGUGCAGGUCUUUUUUCAGCGCAACAAACUGCAAAUUUAUAGAUCCCGUUGCCGGCAAUUGUGUAAAAUUUAGUAACUUAAAGAAUUGUUAAAGUUUUAAUAAAAAUUGAGUUGCGAUUGCGCGGUUGACACAUUACAGCUUAAUAAGUGUUGAUUCGUAGCUACGUCAACAUGCGUUUGACAAUAUUUCUUUUAAUAUUGUGCAUAUUCCAAUAUGCGGUCAGCGUUGACCAAACUAAUUUCAAGACAUGCGAACAAAGCAGCUUUUGCAGACGUUGCCGCAAUGUGAAGCCAGACAAUCCCAAAUUCGGUUUGGUGCCUGGUACGCUCAACAUCUACUCCGAUUCUAUAACUGCAGAACUACAACAUAAGAUUAACAAGCAUGUCUUUACGCUGAAAAUAGAAGCAUUGGAGCAAGGCAACACAUUCCGUUUGUUGGUGGAUGAGAAAAAUCCUUUGAAACCGCGCUACCGUGUAACCGAUGCACUCAAAUCGGCACCGAAACCUGGCAGCAUUAAGGUGCAAGAAGGUGAAACUGAAUUCACUAUUACUUCGGGACCCAAUAAAGCUGUGGUCGUCGCCGAUCCAUUCCGUAUUGAUUUCUAUCAAAAUGACGUGCUUACCGUCUCGGUAAAUGCUAAAGGUCUUAUGACUUUUGAGCAUUUGCGUCCGAAACCACAGCAACCAGCAGAGGGUGCGGACGAUGCUGCCGCUAAUGAGGUGAAGGAAGCAGAUGAAAUCACCGAUCCUGGUGCAUGGGAGGAGAACUUUAAAUCACAUCACGACUCGAAACCAUACGGACCGGAAGCAGUUGCGCUUGAUUUUACCUUCCCAGAAGCAGAGAUACUCUUCGGUUUACCCGAACAUGCGGACACAUUUGCUUUGAAAUCCACCUCUGGUACAGAUCCCUAUCGUUUAUACAAUACCGAUGUCUUUGAGUAUAUACUCGACAGUAAGAUGGCUUUGUACGGUUCGGUGCCAGUGCUCUAUGGUCAUGGUACACAACGCACUGCCGCGGUCUAUUGGCAGAAUGCCGCAGAAACCUGGGUUGAUAUAUACACUGCUGAAAAGAAUGUUGUAUCCUCGAUCGUCAAUUUUGUUUCGGGUUCUCGCAAGUCUGAUCCACCAGCCGCGCACUUCAUGUCCGAAUCCGGUAUUAUUGAUGUAUUCAUUUUGUUGGGCCCAUCGCCACUCGAUACGUUCAAGCAAUACACAUCCCUAACGGGCACUGCACCCUUGCCACAAAUGUGGACGCUCGCUUAUCACCAGUCACGUUGGAAUUACAAUAAUGAGCUCGAUGUUGCUGAUGUCUCCACCAAAUUUGAUGAAUAUGAUAUCCCCAUGGAUACAAUGUGGUUGGAUAUUGAAUAUACUGACGGCAAGCGCUAUUUCACGUGGGAUCAGUUCAAAUUCCCCAAUCCACUUGGCAUGAUUAAGAAUUUGACUGAUGUGGGUCGUCAUUUGGUCGUCAUUAUUGAUCCACAUAUUAAGCGGGAUACCCACUAUUUCUUCCACAACGAUUGCACUGAACGCGGUUAUUAUGUAAAGACGCGUGAGGGCGGUGACUACGAAGGUUGGUGCUGGCCCGGUUCUGCUAGCUAUGUGGAUUUCUUCAAUCCGGAGGCGCGUGCAUAUUAUGCCAGUCAAUAUUUGCCAACGAAUUUUAAGACCAUUACGAACGAUGUCAUGAUUUGGAAUGACAUGAACGAACCAUCCGUAUUUAAUGGACCCGAGGUGACAAUGCCCAAAGAUAUGGUACAUUAUGGCAAUUGGGAACAUCGCGAUGUACAUAAUUUGUAUGGACACAUGUAUACGAUGGCUACAUUCGAGGGCUUACUCGGUCGUGAUCCAAAUCAACGUCCAUUCAUAUUGACACGCUCCCACUUUGCUGGUACACAACGUUAUGCCCUUAUUUGGACCGGUGACAAUAUGGCUGAAUGGAGUCACUUGCAAUAUUCCAUCAAAAUGUGUUUAUCUGAAGCUGUGGGUGGUUUCUCUUUCUGCGGUGCUGAUGUCGGUGGUUUCUUUGGUAACCCGGAUGCUGAAUUAUUUGAACGUUGGUAUCAAGCUGGCGCAUUCUUGCCAUUCUUCCGUGGUCAUUCGCACAUAGACACGAAACGCCGUGAGCCAUGGGUGUACGGCGAAAAGAUACGUAUGAUUGUGCGCGAAGCUCUGCGUAUGCGUUACUCCUACUUGCCACUGUGGUAUACAAUGUUCUAUGAACAUGAGUUGACAGGCGAACCUGUCAUGCGUCCACUGCUAACACAUUAUCCCAAAGACAAAGAGGCCUUUGCCAUCGACAAUGAGUUCCUCUUGCAGGAUCGUUUGCUUGUGCGUCCCGUUAUGGAACAGGGUGUUAAAAAGGUGAAUGUUUAUUUCCCAGCAAUUGAUGACAAAAAGAAUGGUGAUGUAUGGUAUAGUAUUGACACACUAAAGAAGUACACCAACGUCGGCUAUGAAAGCAUACCCGUCGAAAGUGAUACGAUUCCUGUAUUCCAACGCGGCGGCACGAUUAUACCCAAAAAAGAACGCAUACGCCGCGCCGCAACGCUCAUGAAAAAUGACCCCUACACACUGGUUAUAUGUUUGAACCGCGCCGGCAAAGCAGAGGGCACACUCUAUGUGGACGAUGAGAAAUCGUACGAUUAUCGCAAUGGCGUGUUCAAUUAUAUAAAAUUCAAUUUUGAAAAUAACAAAUUGGAUGUGAAUCCGAUUGGCAAACUCAACUAUAAGACACCCGCUUGGAUUGAGCGUGUUGUCAUAGCUGGCUUGGAACGUGCGCCCAAGUCGGCCACACUUAUUAUCGAUGGUAUUUCGAAAGAACUAGAGGUACUACCUCACGGCGAGGCUAUCGCUAUACGCAAGCCUGGCGUUUCUGUCCAGCAAAUAUAUAAUAUUCGACUUAAUUUUUAAAACUGCAAAGACAGUAUAAAAGAAUUGCAUAACCGAUUAGUGUGCGUUAGGCACGCCGUUUGUACUCGACAAUUGACAUUAUUUUAUGAAAUGUACACUUUCGAUGGCACCUAUUAGGCAUAACUUUUUUUUUAUCGAAACUAAACGAAAAAUUAUAUCAAAAAUUGGUGAAUGUAUUUUAGUAUGUGAAAUUGUUGAAUUUCCCAAAUUACAAGAAUAAAAACAAGAAUUGCAUGCAAGUUUAAAUUA
Zeugodacus cucurbitae (melon fly) is the source of this 3179-nucleotide messenger RNA. RefSeq names its product neutral alpha-glucosidase AB (gene GCS2alpha). The record is from RefSeq and is a predicted model, not a curated record. Lineage: Eukaryota; Metazoa; Arthropoda; Insecta; Diptera; Tephritidae. The transcript is spliced from 9 exons. Bases 189 to 2930 code for a protein of 913 amino acids. Gene Ontology annotation, biological process: carbohydrate metabolic process; N-glycan processing. Gene Ontology annotation, molecular function: alpha-glucosidase activity; carbohydrate binding.